GUGUGGUUUGAUUUGGUUUGGUUUUAGCAAACAAGAAGAAGAGGAUAGAAGAAAGGAAGAUGCCGAGUCGCUGUGAGAUCUUCUGUGAAAUUCUGAUCGCCGUGUUGAUCCCUCCCUUGGGGGUUUGUCUAAGACACGGUUGCUGCACUAUUGAGUUUUGCAUAUGUUUGCUGUUGACUUUGCUGGGUUACAUUCCGGGAAUCAUCUACGCUCUCUAUGCCAUCGUGUUCGUGGAUCGCGACGAGUACUUUGAUGAAUACCGCCGUCCCCUCUAUGCCAACUCCGCUUAACUUGUUUCCGUUGUUCUUUUAUUUUCCCUCCCUCUUACCUUAAUUUUAUUAUUAUUAUUAUUAUUAUGUCUUUGUCUUAUGAAUUGAACUCUGUUUUUAUCAAAAGGGAGGGAUCUUUGAUUUGAUAUUUGGUAGCCUUCUUUGUUUACAUUCAUUCAUUCAUUCAUUGUGAGUAGAUAGAGUAGUAGUCACUCAGAAAUCUGAAUUUGUUGGAUACACACAUAAACACACACAACAUGAUUCAUUCAUUCAUUCAUUAUUUCUCAACUUUCUAUGUAGAGGUAGAUGUAUGUUUGCUGGACUGAUAAUCCUAGCAUUUUGUUUUGUGGGUCUUGAAAGGAAUAAGUUAAUCUCAACAUCUUCCUUCAACAUAAAUUUAUUGAGUUAUCCAAUUCAAUCCAAAUCUUAGGCAUUAGACACACACCAAAUGUGACCCUCCUAGACUAGACUAGACUAGAGUAGAGUAGAGUAGAGUAGAGUAGAGAGUACAACUUACGAGUGCAUGAUGACUGCAAAUCAUAGGCUCGAAAUCGAAAGCUGCCUUGUUCAGGUCUUUAUGUAUGGUAAUGGUAUGGGUAAACUUACACAUUAGAUUACACUCAGUUGCUUGGUUGUUGCGAGCAAGCCAAUCCCAAUUUGGAGAGCAAGUAAGUAAUUGUGUUUAGGGUUGAAGAUGAUAUAUAUAUAUAGCCCAUCCCAGAGAUAUUCAUAAUGUCUGUCCAUCACAAGGGAGGAGAAUUGUGAAUUUAGAUAGAAAACAAGCAUCAAGCCCUUGUGUGGGUUUCUAUUUGCAAAUCACUUGUAUUGUAGCUCUAGGACGAGGAGGAGGACGAGGAGGGAGGAGAGGCUCCAACAAAUAGAUAUGAUAUAUUGACCUACUCCUUGAAUUUAAUUCCAGACAACAUCUACCCGUCUACCAGUCUACCAAUCUACCAGUCUACCAGUCUACCAGUCUCACUUGGAAGAGAGUAACAUGACUUGACUACCAUGUGAUGUGAUGUGAUGAUGAUGAGGCACUUUUUUUCUUUUGCUUGCUUUUUUGACACAACCAAAUGAGAGCAUCUCAACUUCUCUCUCUCUCUCUCUCUCUCUCUCUCUCUCUCUCUCUCUCUCUCUCCGCCCCUCUUGUUGUUCCAGGGUAGAGUUCAUCAAGCAGCAGCCUUUUGUUGAGAGAUGAAUUGCAAUCUGCAUGCAUCAAGUUCAAGUUGUUACUUCAGACCAAAAAAAAGUUCUAGUUGUUACUAGUGCUCCUCUUCCUCUUGUCUUGUCUUGGCAGCUGCAAAUAUGAUUAUACAUGCGUUCGGUUAACUUAAGCACGCUUUACUUCAAGGGGAAAGGAAAGGAAAUCAAAUUAUUUCUUCACACACCAAAGUUUAUAUACAACCCUUCUUUUAAUUAUUAUUUUCUAAUCGAAUGGAACAAUUUUAUAUAUAAUUUCAAUCUCUCUCUCUCUCUCUCUCUUCGCAAACUAUUGUCCUUACAUUUUUACACGAAUGGAAUCAUCAUGUGCUCAUCAAAAAGUUUUCAUCUGAAAAGACCAAAAAACAAGCGGAUCAUGAUUCAUGUUGAGGAGCCGCCCUUGAUCCUGGGAUAGGAUAGGAAUAGUUAUCCAGACAUCCAGACCCAAAAAAAAAAGGGGAUAGGAAUAGGCAUAGGUAGGAGAGUAGUAGUUAGCCACAACAGCGACACGUGGUAAGUU
Messenger RNA from Prunus avium (sweet cherry), 1989 nucleotides. RefSeq names its product PMP3 family protein At4g30660. The record is from RefSeq and is a predicted model, not a curated record. Gene Ontology annotation, cellular component: membrane. NCBI's taxonomy places the organism in Eukaryota, Viridiplantae, Streptophyta, Magnoliopsida, Rosales, Rosaceae.